CUAACGUUAGCUCAACUAGUUAGCUCGCAAGCCGACUGGGCUGGACGGUGGCAUAGCAGGCACAGCAGUUAGCACACUCAAACUGCCUGUAACAUCGGACUGGCUGGUAAAUCAAUCUCGUGGUGCUCCAUCAACCGUAUUUCAUCGGAUGAAUUGAUCUUGAAUGAGUAGGGAAGACUGUAAAACACAACUAUGCAGACCAUCAAGUGUGUUGUAGUUGGGGACGGUGCUGUGGGUAAAACCUGCCUGCUCAUCUCUUACACCACAAACAAGUUUCCGUCUGAAUAUGUACCCACGGUCUUUGAUAACUAUGCGGUUACUGUAAUGAUUGGAGGCGAGCCCUACACUCUGGGCUUGUUUGACACAGCAGGUCAGGAAGACUACGACAGGUUACGACCCCUGAGUUAUCCUCAGACAGAUGUCUUCCUCGUCUGUUUCUCUGUUGUGUCUCCCUCCUCCUUUGAAAACGUUAAAGAAAAGUGGGUUCCAGAGAUCACCCAUCACUGUCCAAAGACCCCCUUCCUCUUAGUUGGGACGCAGAUUGACUUGCGGGAUGACCCCUCAACUAUAGAGAAGCUGGCCAAGAACAAGCAGAAGCCCAUUACCCCGGAGACGGCCGAGAAGCUGGCAAGAGACCUUAAGGCCGUGAAAUAUGUGGAGUGCUCCGCCCUCACACAGAAAGGCCUAAAGAAUGUGUUUGAUGAGGCAAUAUUGGCUGCAUUGGAGCCCCCAGAGCCCAAGAAGAAACGCAAAUGUGUGCUGCUAUGAGAGGUCCCUGCCUUUUUUGCAGAACCCCCCCCCCCCACACACACACACACACACACAUACACACAAACACACACAAACAACACAUCCAGACAUGCUUAAAAUGCAUACACACCCACAUGCCCCCCGGCCCCUAAACCCCUUCCCCUUGCUCUGCUAAGGCUGAUUGACAGCAUUGUCUUUGACAGGGAAGAC
Molecule: messenger RNA, 960 nt
Organism: Scophthalmus maximus (turbot)
Lineage: Eukaryota; Metazoa; Chordata; Actinopteri; Pleuronectiformes; Scophthalmidae
Gene: cdc42
Product: cell division cycle 42
Exons: 6
Coding region: 193-768 (191 amino acids)
Biological process (GO): small GTPase-mediated signal transduction; modification of synaptic structure
Cellular component (GO): dendritic spine
Molecular function (GO): GTPase activity; GTP binding
Source: RefSeq, a predicted model, not a curated record